AACGUUAAAUAUGUCUCACAAUAAUCUCUUUGGAGCAAUUCCUAAUAAAUCAUUUAAGCUUCGUAACAGACCGUCUAUAAUUCUGAAUUCAAAUCAAUUUGAAGCAAAAGUUCAGUCUUUUUUGCAAAAAGCUUCGGAGCUGAAGCUCUCCAACAAUAAAUUUUCAGAUUUGUUUUCAUUUUUAUGUGAGGGAAGGCCACUUUGGAUUUACGGUUUAGGGCAUCAAAAUUCAGAAGUGACAGUGUAUCAUGUCUAUCGGUUCAAUAACACUUACUUUGAAGUUUAUGGUACUUUCAGUUUGGGUGAUUAUAUGCUUGACAUAACAUGGUUAUGGAAAGGUGUGGAACGGGGAUUCAAAAAUCCAGAAUUGUUACUUAAGAGCAUUGAUCUCUCGUGUAAUAAUUUAAUUGGGGAAAUACCAAAGGAGAUUGGAUAUUUGGUUGGAUUAGUUUCUUUGAAUUUAUCAAGAAACAAUCUGAGUGGAGAAAUUCCAUAUGAGAUUGGGAAUUUAAGUUCACUGGAUUCCCUUGACUUAUCAAGAAAUCAUUUCACUGGGAGAAUUCCUUCUUCUCUUACUCAAAUUGAUGGUCUAGGCAAACUAGACUUGUCACAAAACUCUCUUUCUACCUUUGAUGCCUUUAGUUUAGAAGGAAAUGUUGAUCUUUGUGGUGAGCAACUUAACAAAAGUUGUCCUGCAGAUGGAGAUCCGACAACAGUGAAGCCUCAAGAACCUGCAGUCCAUGGUGAUGAUUCUGUUUUCUAAGGGAUUAUACAUGAGCUUAGGGCUAG
Molecule: messenger RNA, 789 nt
Organism: Glycine soja
Lineage: Eukaryota; Viridiplantae; Streptophyta; Magnoliopsida; Fabales; Fabaceae
Product: receptor-like protein EIX2
Exons: 1
Coding region: 11-763 (250 amino acids)
Molecular function (GO): protein binding
Source: RefSeq, a predicted model, not a curated record